Molecule: messenger RNA, 690 nt
Organism: Australozyma saopauloensis
Lineage: Eukaryota; Fungi; Ascomycota; Pichiomycetes; Serinales; Metschnikowiaceae
Gene: PEX11
Product: Pex11p
Exons: 1
Coding region: 1-690 (229 amino acids)
Biological process (GO): peroxisome fission
Cellular component (GO): peroxisomal membrane
Source: RefSeq, a predicted model, not a curated record
AUGGUUGCCGACACUCUUAUCUACCACCCUACACUUUCAAAAUUCAUCAAGUUUAUAGAUAGUACCCCUAAGCGUGAGAAAUGUUUCCGUUUGGUGGCAUAUCUUUCUCGCUUCUUAUCAUACUACUUACAGAGACAGGGCUUCCCCUUGGAGCUUGUGAAGAAGUUCGCGGACUUGAAACAGCACGCCACAUUCAUCCGUAAGGGUUUGCGUUUCUUGAAGCCAUUGAACCAUUUACAGGCUGCCUCCAAGGCCUACGACGAUAAGGUGGGUGACUGUGUCUUGAACACUACCACGGUCAUCAAGAACUUGGCCUUGGCCGGAUACUUGACCUUGGACUCCAUUUCUUGGUUCAAGAUGAUGGGCCUCAUAGACAGCAAGAAGUACAAGCUGGUUCCAGUGUGGUCCGCCCGGUUCUGGUUGACUGCUUUGGUCGCCGGUGUGUUUAACUCCGUCCGUACCUACAGAAUCAACACUGCCAAAUUGGCCGACAGCGAAAAGACCGACGCAAACGUUUUGCACAAGAAGAUCUUCGACGCCAAGCGCAAGUUGGUCUGGGACGGCUUGGACAUCUUCAUCUGUCUCAACCUCUUGAACUACUUGCACUUCUCUGAAGGUGACAUUGGCUUUGCAGGAACAAUUACCUCUAUCAUGGGCUUACGUGACUUAUGGAAUGCUACCCCAGUGUAA